AUGAAUGGUGACAGCAGGAGUGACAAUAAUGGUACCCCCGGAAGCGAGCGCAACAGCAAUGGCGGUAAUUCCCAGAACGGUGACAAGGACGACGACGACGACGGCGAAAACAACACGGAACAAGAACAGGACACGGAGAAAAUGGAGAAAGACCCACCCUACGAAGAACCACCGACAGAGACGACGGAUGCGGGCGACGAAUCUCGUGCGGUCGAGGGCGGCGAUGCUGGAGAUCUUGAUGACGAUGACGAUGAUGUUGAUGAUGGCGAUGGUCUCGAUCUCGCCACUCUUUCCGACGAGGAGCAGCAGCAACCGGGGGAGGACGAUACCCGGAAAUCAUCGUCAGCAGCGUUAGCCUCGAGCGCCAAUAGUGGAAGUCCUGGGGGUGGAGGUGGUGGUCGAGAGUCCAGACGUCGGUCCCGGCACGAACAGUUUACCAUGAAGCUGGCCUCGUCCGAGCUGAGCGUCAUCGAGGAGCGGACUGAUGAGGACAACAGCAGCACCACGCUGAAAAACAUGGCCCAAGGAAAUCCAAACGAUAACAGUCGGCUUCUCGAGAAAUUGGGAAGAUCCACCGAUGAAAGUGUGCUGAGCUUGGACGACGAUGAUGCUGCUGCUGUUGCUAAACGGAGUGAAAAUUACGAACAGGCUGUUGAUAGCCAGCAUCAAGAUUCAACGGGAAGUCAGAGGAACAGCAGCAGUUCUGGUAGGGUUGAAAGUGGAAAGGAUAAGAAGUUACGAGUUGAUAAUGAAGUGAACAAGAGCCAACGGAGCCUGAAAGGAUUCGAAGAUUUGGAAAAGCUGCUGGAGAAGAUACCUUCGGCCACAAAACUUAGUUCCUUGUCGAGAUAUCGGUCUUUCGAGUUUCCGAAAAAUGAUGAGGAUGAAGACGAGGAAGAGGAGGACGACGAAGACAACAUGGAGGAGUUCCGACGAAUGGUGCGAUCCGCUGGCAGGGGAAUGACAGGUGACAUGGAUGAUGACGAACUGGAACAGGACGAGGAUGGAAGGGAAGGUGAAGGUGAAGUAAAUCAGCCAGAUGACGAUGCCGAUGCCGAUAAAGACGAGGAUGAGAUCGAUUUGGACCAAGCCAUUGACAAUGUACUGACUGAAGCUUUAUCCCCCAAGAAAUCUGUGAAGCCUGCAAAGGUAGACAAUCAGGGGGAACAGCAACAUUCCGGUAGUUUGAGCACCAGUGCACUUUUUGGGGUAAUGAAAGCAAAGCUGAAAAUGACCAGAAGGAGCAGGAGUAAAUAA
This is a messenger RNA of Uranotaenia lowii, 1257 nucleotides long. RefSeq lists its product as uncharacterized. The record is from RefSeq and is a predicted model, not a curated record. Lineage: Eukaryota; Metazoa; Arthropoda; Insecta; Diptera; Culicidae. The transcript has 3 exons. The coding region runs from base 1 to 1257 and encodes 418 amino acids.